Messenger RNA from Vigna umbellata (rice bean), 2069 nucleotides. RefSeq names its product calcium-dependent mitochondrial ATP-magnesium/phosphate carrier protein 3-like. The record is from RefSeq and is a predicted model, not a curated record. Gene Ontology annotation, biological process: transmembrane transport. Gene Ontology annotation, molecular function: calcium ion binding. Lineage: Eukaryota; Viridiplantae; Streptophyta; Magnoliopsida; Fabales; Fabaceae.
GAUAGGGUAAAAUAAUAUCUGAACUAAAAUGGUGGAAUAAAGAAACGUCCCACCUACUUGCAGUUUCUCGAUCUCCACUGUUUCAGUUCAACCAACUUUGACUUGUUUCUCCCCUUUGCCGUAUUUGCUACACUGCGGUUCGGACCAACCACCGCGGAGGCUCAGAUCUGGAAUUGGAAUGGUCGUAUGAGCAGAGACGGUGUCGUUUCGAUGGAUCAUCUCCUCGUGGCGUUGGGGGAGACGAAGGAGGAGAGGGAGGUUCGUAUUAGGAGCCUAUUCAAUUUCUUCGACGCCGCCAACAACGGUUACCUGGACGUCGCUCAGAUAGAGGCCGGUUUGUCGGCGCUGCAGAUUCCGCCGGAGUACAAGUACGCCAGGGAGCUCUGCGACGUUUGUGACGCCAACAGCGAUGGAAGAGUGGAGUACCACGAGUUCCGCCGCUACAUGGACGACAAGGAGUUGGAGCUUUACCGCAUCUUCCAAGCCAUUGAUGUUGAACACGAUGGCACCAUUAUCCCUGAAGAGCUCUACGAAGCCCUUCUUAAAGCUGGGAUUGAAAUGGAUGAUGAGGAGCUUGCUCGCUUUGUGGACCAUGUUGAUAAGGAUAACAAUGGAAUUAUCACUUUCGAAGAAUGGAGAGAUUUUCUUCUACUUUACCCUCAUGAAGCAACUAUUGAAAAUAUUUAUCAUCAUUGGGAGAGGGUGUGCCUUGUUGACAUUGGAGAGCAAGCUGUCAUUCCUGAAGGCAUCAGCAAACAUGCGAACAGGAGCAAAUACUUUCUUGCUGGUGGAGUAGCAGGAGGCAUUUCUCGUACAGCAACUGCUCCUCUUGAUCGUCUGAAGGUGGUUUUACAAGUUCAAACUGCACAUGCUUCUAUCAUGCCAGCAGUGACGAAGAUAUUGAAGCAAGAUGGUCUGUUAGGAUUUUUCCGGGGUAAUGGAUUGAAUAUUGUGAAGGUAGCUCCAGAAAGUGCCAUCAAAUUUUAUGCUUUUGAAAUGCUGAAAAAGCUAAUUGGUGAGGCUCAAGGCAGCAAGUCAGAUAUUGGUGCUGCUGGGAGGCUUUUUGCAGGUGGUACGGCUGGUGCAGUUGCACAGGCUGCUAUCUAUCCAAUGGAUCUCAUUAAAACUAGGUUACAGACUUGUCCCUCUGAAGGUGGAAAGGUUCCAAAGCUGGGAACCCUUACAAUGAAUAUAUGGGUUCAAGAGGGACCUCGAGCUUUCUACAGAGGACUUGUUCCAUCACUGCUUGGCAUUAUUCCCUAUGCAGCCAUUGAUCUCACUGCUUAUGAUACUUUGAAAGAUAUGUCCAAGAGUUAUAUUCUUCAGGACAGUGAACCUGGUCCUCUAGUACAACUAGGAUGUGGGACAAUUUCUGGGGCUGUUGGAGCUACUUGUGUCUAUCCACUGCAGGUUAUUCGAACAAGACUGCAGGCACAACCUUCCAACACUUCCGAUGCGUACAAGGGGAUGUUUGAUGCGUUUCGGAGAACUUUUCAGCUUGAAGGCUUUAUAGGUUUCUACAAGGGACUCUUUCCGAAUCUCCUCAAAGUUGUGCCGGCUGUAAGCAUUACUUAUGUGGUCUAUGAAAGUAUGAAGAAGAAACUAGAUCUGGAUUAGAGUUUUUAUGUACGGGUACCAUCACAAUAUGUUUCCAGGCAACAAAAAAAGUCUGUUUUUAAGUAUCAAGAAUUCAGCUUAACCCUAGGCACAACGUACUUUUGGGUUGUGAACAUUCACGUGGCAGGUAAAUUUCAUUCACUCCGUAUACCAUGUCUCGUGGUUUGAGUAUUGUGUUGCUGAGGCAAUUGUACUGAUGAUAUUUUUUUUUGUAAGUCAUGAAUUGCUGAUGAUGACGAUAAGAAGCUAUAUUAGAAAAUCAUUCAUUCUGAGGAUACCUUAAAACACGAUAUUGUAGUCAGAAGCUCAGAAAGUUUUUCUUCUUGUUUAUGUGAACGUGUGAUAGAGAACUAAUGCUAUAUCAUUCUUAGAUGGAAAAGUACCUUGCCAUAACUCGUGCCUAGAGAUGGUUGAAAAAAAAAAACACCAUCUGAUGGCUGAAAGCAUUUUGU